Molecule: messenger RNA, 2762 nt
Organism: Pollicipes pollicipes
Lineage: Eukaryota; Metazoa; Arthropoda; Thecostraca; Pollicipedomorpha; Pollicipedidae
Exons: 5
Coding region: 288-2762 (824 amino acids)
Source: RefSeq, a predicted model, not a curated record
GCCGGGCGGCGGGCGAGGCGCGCGUGUGUGAGCGGUGCGUGAGGCGACACCGUCCCGGACCGGGGAGCAGCGGCAGACGUGCAGGACUCGGAGAGCAAAGUCUGCCUUGGGUGGUAACUGACGCCGACAUCCGUCCGUGGCGCGGUCCCUGAAGCCGGCCUCCGUCCGUGGCGCGGUCCGUGAAGCCGACCUCCGUCCGUGGCGCGGUCCCUGACGCCGGCCUCCGUCCGUGGCAGUGACCCCUGACGCCGACUUCCGCCGAUGCCGGCCGCCGCCGCCGCGCGAAGAUGAUGAGGAACACCGCGGCGGCGGACGGUUACAGUUUCCGGCUGGACGCGGACUCGUCGAGCACCUACUCGGACGCGAGCACGACCGAGCGCAGCUCCAUCUACAAGCGUCGCAUCGACUCGCUGUUCCGCGAGAAGCGCUCGGCCGGCGGCUCGGACGCGGCCGCCGCCAGCAACAGCGACUACGAGGUGAUGGAGAUGGCGCCCGAGCAGCGCAGCCAGCAGUUCCAGGACGUGCGCUCGGCCGUGCAGGCGCAGAUCGAGAAGAUGUUCCAGAGCCAAGAGGUCGGGCGGUCGGCCUCCGCCGGCGUCAAGUUCAAGGUCGACUACCUGGGUGCGCUGGCGAUUGAGGACAAGGCGACACGCCUGGAGGACCUGCAGUUCCCGCUGAAGCGGCUGUACAUGGAGUACCGGAUCCUGCAGAAGCGCGGCAAAACGCCACUCCCCGGAACACUAGAGAUCACGGACACAGGGGUGCGGGUGCAAUACGUGCGCGAGCUGCAUAAGGGCGUGCAGGAAGUGUUCAACCCGUUCCAGACGAUCGCCGUGUGGGCAGCCGUCAAGUUCGUCGCCAAGAAGCAGGUGAACCCCUCGGGUCAGAUGGAGCUCAAGUUCGCCUUCCUGCCGCUCAUCUGCGACCCCGAGAGCCAAGAGAAGUUCACGCUGUACAACGACCUCCAGAUGGACCUCAUUACCGAGGCGGUGGGCGUCAGCCACCCACCCGUGUUCGCGUGCGUGAUGCGCAAGCCGGGGUUGGUCAAGACGCUCGAGUGCCACGGCUUCGUGUGCGGUGCGCCUGAGGACGCCAUCGUGAUCGCGGCCAACCUGUACCAGGCGCUGCUGUCCAGCAUGCGGACCGAGCCGGCGGCCGGCUCGCCGCGGCUCGACACCUCCAACGGCAGCAACUCGAGCGUCGACACGGCCGCCGACGACGCCUCCGACCGGCACGGCGUGGUGGUGGACGACUUCAGCGGCGGCCGGCUCCCGCGAAGCCGCAGCUUCGCCGAGCUCAACGGCCGGCUCGACAUCAAGCAGCUGCUGGCGCAGAUCCAGGCGCGCGACGGCAUCCGCACGGUGGACGACGUGCUGCGGCAGGUGGUCAACCCGGGCGGCAUGAGCUUCAGCGACCUGCGGCCCGAGCACCGCGAGCUGCUGCUGCGGUUGGCGCUCACGCUCAGCAAGGACGAGAUGUACCAGCGGAGCAAGCACAUUAUGAAGAAGCAGUCCAAGAAGCUGUCCUCGGUCGGCGAGAGCGACACGGACGGUAGCACCAUCAGCAACGUGCUCAAGGCCACCAAGAAGUCGUUGUCGCGCUUCAGCUCCCGCUCUGGCAGCUUCCAGUCGCCGUCCUCUUACCUGCGCGAACGUACGCCGCUCAAGAAGCUCUACAACGUGCGCGCGAGCGAGAAGAAGCUGGGCGUGCGGAGCGACGGCGAGGUGACCGUUCGCGCGCUCCGCAGCGUCUCAGGCGCGAGAGACGAGGCAAAGUCGCCGCCCUCGAGGCUCUCCUCCUCGUCCUCCUCGGUCUACUCGAGCAAGUGCUACUGCACGCUGCCGCGCGGCGCCGGCGGCCUGACCAAGGCCAAGUCGACGUACGACCUGCCGUGCGCCUGCGACACGGAGAGUUGUGCUGAGAGCGAGAAGUGCUACUGCUCUCUGAAGCGCGUCAGCAAGAGCGGCCUCAAGGUGUACCAGAUCAAGCUGGACUCUGAGAGCGAGUCGACAGACGGCGCGGCGCGCUCGACGCUCGGCCGAGGCCGGCGCCGUGAGUACGGCUCGCUCGGCAACCUCUCGCGCGCCGACUCGCCCUCCACCGCCUGGCGCAAGAACGCGGCGUCGCUCCAGAGCGGCGGCUCGCGCGACUCAGCGGCGCUGCGGCGCGGCCGCAGCUCCAGCUCGCUGCUCACCAGCUCGACGGGCGUGAUGGGCGACAAGAGCGGCGGCGCCGUGUACGCCGAGGAGGCGGCCGUGGCGCGCCGCCGCAGCCGCAGUCGCAGCCUGGCGCUCAGCCUCGACAGCGACGGCAGCGCGCGCGACCCGCAGUCGGCGCGUGCCGGCCGCAAGAGCUUCAGCAUCGACAACCUGCACCACUCGGCAAACGGCUUCAUCUUCAACCGUAUGAGCUCGACGUCGUCAAUGUCGACGACGUCGAACCGCUCGAGCCAGAGCGCCGGCUCGGGUGGCCGCUUCCUGCUCGUGUCGGCGGCCGAUCCGUCGGGCAAGAUCGUGUACCGCGGCGCGUCGCAGCGGCAGCCCUCGCGUAACGGCGGCGACAUCAUGUCCAUGAAGAAGACCACCGAGAUCGCCGCCACCUUCUCCGGCCUCAAGCUGAACCAGACCACCGACCUGCUGGGCACCGAGAGCGAGGACGACGCCUACAGCUCGAUGCAGAACGUGAGCGGCUCCAACACGGCGCGCUCGCGGCACGGCUACUCGGACCAGAACAUUGAGAACUCGCUCGGCUACCUGCCCUGA